AUGUCGUUUUCACGACCAGGAGAGCCAGCCGAGCAUGGACCCAGUGUCCAGUUUCGGGAGCCAGUCGUGUCCAGCACAUCUGCCGCCAGAAAUGGAGCGAAUUCUUCCGCAAAACCCGGUGAUGGCGGCACACAGUCUAGGGAUCUGACAGCGGCAGCAGGCGUACUGCCAAGGGGAGCUGUGGAGUUGACGUCGGUUGAUCAAAAAUGGGGUGUCUUGUUUGACCGGAAAGGCCAGGCGACUAAACGGUUCAUUGAGGUUAUGCACAGCCUUGCCAAAUUCAUUAUUGAAAAGCAUCUUCCAGAAGGCAGCAUAGUCAUCGUUCCAGAGAAGCUUCAGUCGUUCUACUCCUUCUUGCGUAUCAAUGGAGAGUCGGGGUUUCAUACUGUCAUCUUCAGGUCCCCGAGCAGAGAUUUGCACCGCAAGGUUUCGGAGUUGUACCAGGACUUGGGCUGCUCAUACCACCUGGUACAGGCGAAGCCAGCAUCGCGACCACAAGUGCCUGCGCUUACGCCAGAUGGGUUUGCCAGGUGGAUGACAAUCAACGCGCAGGCCUUCCCAGACGAGGAGGCACGCCGGCUUAAUAAGGUUGUCUCGACGUCGCCUUUGGAGGCCAAAAGUGCGCUGGAUGGUAAAAUUGAACGCCUUCCCAAGCAGCUCUCACGCUACCUAUUACCCAGAAAGCCAGACCACCAGAUUAGAGAUCUGUUGCUACAAGCUGUUAAGCGACACUUUGGUGACAGCUGUCUCUCGAGACCAACUCUUGUAUCGGUGCCAGGUUCGCUUGACCGCUUGUCGCCCCGCGACGAGGUUCUGGGUCGGGAGCGAUCUCGCCGCGACAGCACUUCUCGGGGCCGUCCGACGUCAGCGUACUAUGGCCGUGAGAAAGAGGAUGAGGGCCAGACACGCAGCCGAAACCAGCAUUCGCCACAUCGCCACGACUCCCACCGCGGCUCUUAUUCGCAGAGGGACCGACAAAGUCCCAGUCAGGUCCGUAGAAGAAGUCAGAGCAAAGCUGGCAGCCGGGUCCGAGAUGUGAGCCGGAGUGGUGGUGGUGGCCGUCAGUUGCCGCCGUCAUCGAAGACGGUGGCCCAACACUCAUCGUCACGACGAGCUUCGUUUGCCGGUGACUCUACCAGCCCGCCAGUUGUCGUCCAUGGCAACGCGGGUCCUUCCUCAGGUGCAGUGCGAAGCUACCGCUCGUCAUACCCAGAAGUGCACCGCACUGUGGACAGGAACAGCGACGAGGGUUCCCGCCGUCGGCCUGCAUCUGUUUACGGUCCUUCUUCUCGGAUUUCGGCUGGUUAUUUGCCCGGAUCGGCUUUGAAUACUUCCUUGACGGAUCGAGAUCGCAGCACGGGCAGAGGCCGAGGAAUAGAGGGGGGCCUGUCUGGCGUACCGAAUUUACGCAGCGGCAGUUCAGCGGCACUGGCAGCUGUAGGUGGUGCAAAAGAGACCGAUUCGGCGACAAAUCCUCCCAGACAGGACAGUUCUCGGCAUGACCCACGCGCCAACAUACGGCGCCGUAUACGGCCGGAAGAUUACGUCGCAGGCAGUGACGGUGGAAGCAGACGGACGAGUGCGAUAGUUAACGGAGGAGCAGGUCGUGAUGUUAGCCAAACGUGGGACGAGUUCUUGCGAGAGAACUAG
Grosmannia clavigera kw1407 is the source of this 1650-nucleotide messenger RNA. RefSeq lists its product as uncharacterized. The transcript is spliced from 3 exons. Bases 1 to 1650 code for a protein of 549 amino acids. The record is from RefSeq and is a predicted model, not a curated record. NCBI's taxonomy places the organism in Eukaryota, Fungi, Ascomycota, Sordariomycetes, Ophiostomatales, Ophiostomataceae.